AAAAAAAAUAAAAAUCCCUCGUCCCCAAGCCCCAACUCCUUGUUUGUCCCCUACACACCCCCACCCUACCUCUCUCCGGGAAAAUCCCCGGUGUUUCCGCCGCAUAUCUUCUCCACAAGAUCAAAUAAAACUUGUCAUGAUUUUUGCUUGACAAUACACAAAAAGAUUAACUUUUGAUCAGCAUAAUUUCAAAUUGGAGAAGGUUGUAGCAAACAUCAAAAGGGUAAAAAUAAUUUGUAGAAUUCUUGUUUAACUGUCAAAUGGAUUAGCAAGAUGGCGAUUGUUCCUUUUUCUUCAGUAACAGCCAUCUUAAGAUACCGCUAUUUCUCUACUCUUGUUCAGAUUUUCUCCGAACCCACCACCAAGACCAAAAAUGGCAAAAAUCCCAAGCCGAAAUCAUCUUCUUCUAAAUCCAAGAAAGCUAGAAAAAUUGCCAGUAUCAUCAACACAAACCCAUGGUCAUCUCAUCUUGAAUCUUCUCUUUCCUCUCUCACUCAACCCUCCCUCUCUCACACCACUGUCCUUCACACACUCCGCUUCAUCAAAAUACCUUCCAAAGCUCUGUACUUCUUCAACUGGACUCAAAAAAUGGGUUUUCAACACACCCAUCAGUCCUAUUUGCUCAUGUUGCAACUCCUCGGCACUUCCCGCAGCUUAAAUUCAGCAAGGAACUUUCUUUUAUCUAUACCCAGAAGGUCUAAUGGUGCUGUACCGCUUCAAGAUAGGUACUUUAACACUUUGAUUCAAAGUUAUGGUAAAGCUGGGCUUUUUCAAGAAUCAUUGAAGGUGUUUAAAGUGAUGAAGUCACUUGGAAUUUCACCCUCUGUUGUUACGUUCAAUAGUUUGUUUUCAAUUUUGCUCAAGAGGGGUCGAACUGGUAUGGUUUACGAACUGUUUGAUGAAAUGCUUAAGACAUUUGGUGCCAAGCCUGAUGUGUAUACUUUUAACAUUUUGAUUAGAGGAUUUUGUAUAAACUCCAUGGUUGAUAAAGGAUUUAGGUUUUUUAAGGAGAUGGAAAGGCAUGAAUGUGAACCAGAUGUGAUUACAUACAAUACCAUCGUUGAUGGUUUGUGUAGGGCAGGGAAAGUGGAGAUUGCACAUAACGUGUUAAAGGGUAUGGUCAAGAGGGGUCAUCAAUUGAGUCCUAAUGUUGUAAGCUACACCACUUUGGUUAGAGGGUAUUGUGAGAAGCAAGAGGUUGAACGGGCUCUUGAUGCUUUUGAGGAAAUGAUAGAUCGUGGUCUUAAACCGACCAGUAUAACUUAUAAUACUCUUGUACAAGGUCUUUGUGAGGCUAAAAGAUUUGACAGAAUAAAGGAGAUCUUGGAGGGGACUCUAGGAAGUGGAGGACUUAUUCCAGAUACAUGUACUUUCAAUACAUUGAUUACCUAUCACUGUAAUGUGGGAAAUCUGGAUGAAGCAGUGAAAGUUUUUGAGAAUAUGUUAUACUUAAAGGUGAAACCUGAUUCAGCAACAUAUAGCAUCCUAAUACGGAGCUUUUGUCAAAAGGGAUACUUUGAUAGGGCAGAGAAAUUAUUUGAUGACCUAAUGAAGAAGGAGGUAUUGCUCCGGGGUGAUGGCUGUACACCUCUCAUUGCAGCAUACAAUCCCAUGUUUGAGUAUUUCUGCAAGAUUGGCAAGACAAAGAAGGCUGAGAAAGUAUUCAGGCAACUAAUGGGGAGAGGAACUCAGGACCCUUUUGCUUAUGAACUCCUGAUCAUGGGGCAUUGUAAAGAAGGCACAUUUAAUGAUGCACACAAACUCUUAGUUUUGAUGUUGAGGAGAGAUUAUGUACCUAAUAUUGUGAUUUAUGAGUCCCUAAUUGAAGGUUUGCUGCAAAAGAAUGACCCUAAAGUUGCUUACGAUACUCUAGAGAAGAUGUUGAAAAGCUCCCAUCUUCCAAGAUCUUCGACUUAUCAUCAAAUCCUUACAGAACUUAUCAAGAAAAAUUGUGCAAGUGAGUGUGCUUCCUUGGUGACACUAAUGUUAGAUAACAAAGUUAGACAAAACAUCAAUCUUUCAACUGAUACUGUGAAGAUACUCUUCCAAACAGGAUUAAGGGAGAGAGCUUUUGAGAUUGUAAGGUGCCUUUAUGAAAAUGAAUACGUGGUGGAUAUGGAAGGUUUAGUUGCUUUCCUUUGCCAGUGUAGAAAGUUAUUGGAGGCAUGCAAAUUAUUGUUAUUUAGCUUAAGUAAGGGUCAUAUUCUGAAUGUAGAUACAUGCAGUACUCUUUUAUCUGCUCUCUGCAAAGCACGUAGAGCUUCAGAAGCAUUUGAGAUUUACUAUGAGUUGCUUGAGAAAGGAGUCCAACAACCUUUAGAAUGCAUAGAAGAGUUGGGGCUUGCUCUUAAAACUGAAGGAAGAAUUAAGGAAGCUGAAUUUGUUAAAAAGAGAAUCCCAGGCUAAUCGUAGUCAGAUAGAUUGGUUCAAGCUUGUGCGUCUGAACAGAGAUAUCUAUAGUCUGUAGCAUGCAGGAGUUCUACUGAUGUCAACCACAUUUGUUCUGAGGUUUGCAUAUGGUGGUUGACUUACAUGACGAUGCUAUCUGGGGCUGGAUGCCUCUGAAAUGUGAUUAUGAGUGAUAUCAGGUUCAUGAUUCCUGUUUCUCUUGACAAUGGAGAAGUCUGAUUUGGACAGACUUGAAAAACAUUGAAGAGCAAAAACAACUUAAUAGUCCCUGAGCUCUCUGGUUCACCAUCUGGAGCAAAUCUGUUGCUUAGUAAUGUUACCUUGCAGGUACAGUUAUUUAAGAGAAAUAUAGUGCAAGUACAUGCGCGCAGGGGACAGGUUCUACGCGUAAUUACAAGAGCGUUGGACAUGUUAAACAGUCAAAAACUCCAUAUUUUCUUUCUCCAAUUUUAAGUCGUCAUCUGAUCUUCUUCCUACCAAGCAUUAUCAGUGAUUACAAUUUUUUUAAAGCUCUUGCUAUAAACACACGGCUUCAACCAAGGGCCUGAUAGACUUGUACCUUGAAGUUUAUACAUUAUGUAUUAAUUUUUGGCUUUUGUAAAAGAAACCUUCCAAAACCAUUUUUAUUUGAGUAACAUUCUUCAUAAUAUUCUUCUGAGUCUCA
Solanum pennellii is the source of this 3073-nucleotide messenger RNA. RefSeq names its product pentatricopeptide repeat-containing protein At1g02060, chloroplastic. The transcript has a single exon. The coding region runs from base 274 to 2406 and encodes 710 amino acids. The record is from RefSeq and is a predicted model, not a curated record. NCBI's taxonomy places the organism in Eukaryota, Viridiplantae, Streptophyta, Magnoliopsida, Solanales, Solanaceae. Gene Ontology annotation, molecular function: protein binding.